CAAGUAACUUACUUGUUAAAAACACCAAACACCUCCAAUAAUGGCUACUCCAAUGACAGGUAUAGUGGAAGUGAUGGAAGAGCUUGAGAGGAACGUCAGAUCAGCAAAUCCUACAGUAAACCUUCAGCUUGUUGUUCAUGCUUGCCGCCUCGGAGCUCAGUUUGUAACCUCCCUUGAGGGUGCAUUCAAGUUUGCUGCCGUUGAAGUCGAAAAUAAGGCCAAUGAUAUGGAAGAAGCUUACCAGAUAUACAACACGGUGGAGGUUAUGUUAGAUUAUGAAAUUACAAAUGAUCUCGCAAGAGAAAACAGCAGCCAUUCAAGAUUCCAUCUCAGGAUGAAGCGCACAUCAGAUCUACUAAGGGUCUUUUUCCAAGAAAUCCUUGCAAGAGAGGGAGAUUCUCUUGUUCCUCCACUUAAGAAAGCUUAUGAUGAGGUUUUUUGGUCAUACCAUGGGGAAAGCAUUAAGAUGGCUGUCUAUGUUGCCAUGGAAUUUAUGAUGGACAAAACUGACUUCUUAACAUUGAUUCAUGAUGAUGAUGAGGCAGCGAGAGAGCUGAUGAAAAGAUACAUUUCAGCAUCAUCCAAUACAUUGAGCAGUUGUAUCGCUCUACCAAAGUUGGUGAAGGACCAACUCAAUGAUGUUGGUGAUUUAAAGUCAAAUUGUAAUAAUAUGCUUUGA
Messenger RNA from Solanum stenotomum, 679 nucleotides. Its product is annotated as accelerated cell death 11-like. Gene Ontology annotation, cellular component: cytoplasm; cytosol; membrane. The record is from RefSeq and is a predicted model, not a curated record. Gene Ontology annotation, molecular function: ceramide 1-phosphate transfer activity; ceramide 1-phosphate binding. The transcript has 4 exons. The coding region runs from base 41 to 679 and encodes 212 amino acids. NCBI's taxonomy places the organism in Eukaryota, Viridiplantae, Streptophyta, Magnoliopsida, Solanales, Solanaceae. Gene Ontology annotation, biological process: intermembrane lipid transfer; ceramide transport.